CUGUGCGUCUUGCGUCAUCAGUGCGCGCCGUGUCCUGUUUGUACCGCAGUCUAGGUUCAUCGGUGAAAUAAAGCGGCAGCGGGAUGAUUUCAGCGGCGGUUCUGCGCGGUAUCGGGACUCUGACCCGAACACGAGCCGCCUUCACAGCUCCUCUGGCUGUCAGAUGUUACUCUCAUGCUAAAGUGGAGACGGAUGAGGAGUUUGACUCCCGCUGGGUGACAUACUUCAGCAAACCAGACCUGGACACCUGGGAGCUGCGCAAAGGUAUGAACACUCUGAUUGGAUACGACCUCGUUCCAGAACCGAAGAUCCUGGACUCUGCUCUGCGCGCCUGCAGGAGACUGAAUGAUCUGGCCAGCGCCAUCCGCAUCCUGGAGGCCGUCAAGGAUAAGUCUGGUCCUCAUAAGGAGAUCUAUCCGUAUGUGAUCCAGGAGCUCAGACCCACGCUGCAGGAGUUGGGCAUCUCCACUCCAGAAGAGCUGGGCAUCCAUAAAGUCUGAGUCCACUCGGAUUCCUCAACGCAGCUAACAGACAAGGAUUUUGGAAAUUCCACGGGGUUUUCUACCUCUCUGCUCACUGUACGAUAUUCAGGAAGUCAAACUCAUCCCGUCCUGUAUGAAAAUAAAGGGCCUAAUAAACGAAGCAAUACUGAA
Molecule: messenger RNA, 653 nt
Organism: Cyprinus carpio (common carp)
Lineage: Eukaryota; Metazoa; Chordata; Actinopteri; Cypriniformes; Cyprinidae
Product: cytochrome c oxidase subunit 5A, mitochondrial
Biological process (GO): mitochondrial electron transport, cytochrome c to oxygen
Cellular component (GO): mitochondrial inner membrane
Source: RefSeq, a predicted model, not a curated record